Colletotrichum karsti is the source of this 915-nucleotide messenger RNA. RefSeq lists its product as uncharacterized. The coding region runs from base 1 to 915 and encodes 304 amino acids. Lineage: Eukaryota; Fungi; Ascomycota; Sordariomycetes; Glomerellales; Glomerellaceae. The transcript has a single exon. The record is from RefSeq and is a predicted model, not a curated record.
AUGUCCGCCAACAGGAAGGAGUACCGGAGUUCCAACCGUGUCUCUUUUCAUGAGCCGGUCUCCAACGUGUCAGUCAGAGGUCACCGCCGGCAGGCGAGCGAUUCGGGCGUUGGCUCUGACCAUGAUAGCUACGAUGCAAGCCCUGAUCGCUCCAAGCAGGCCCUCUACGACUUGCAAAAGACUCAUUCCAGUCUCAAGGAUGAGCACGCCAAGCUGCAAGAAGCUUUUCGCAACCUCACCGCCCGCUUCAAGGCCAUCGAGAACACCAACGAGGUUCUGGAAGACGACAAGAAGAAACUGGCCGCAGAGAAGCGCACUCUCAGGGAGGAGAACCAGAAGCUCCGCGAUGACCUCCACAAGGCCCGCUCCAACCAGACUCGAGACCGCGAUGUCAAGAUGACCGGUGCCAUCCCCGCCCAACCCCCUUCUCCCAAGGAAAAGAUCCAACGCAGCGCAAGCAAGGCCCGCCGGAGCGAGAGCAAGGCGCCCGGCUCACGAAGCAGCGAGGACAGGGAGCGUGAGGAGCGCAAGGAGCGCAAAGAACGCAAGGAGCGCGAGAAGCGUCACGAAGAGGACAAGCUCCGCCUUAAGGGCCGCUUCGAACUCAAGGACAGCACCGACGAUGGAAGCGUCUCCAGCGGCAGCUCGACCCGGAAGAGCUACAUCGAGCCCUACGGACCCUCCGCCCCUCGAUCCACCGCUGCCGCCACGACAACCUCCAUGCCGGAGCGUCCCCGUCGGAAGCGCGCCGACUCGUCCUUCACGUCAUCCCGCCCGCAAGUCAACUUGAACGUCACCACCUACGACGACAGCGCAGCCUACGACAACGGCACCUAUCUCGCCGAGGACGGCAACUAUUACCCUUACCCUCUGCAAGCCGUGCAAGCCGAGCCCCCUCGAGGACGGCAGUACUAA